GGUAAAGGCACAAUGUAUGAACUUCCAAGGUAGUAGUCACUACAAAGUACAAACGUUGACAACACAGAACACAGUGACUGUGGUGUGAGUUUUGAGAAGAGAAGAAGAAAGAAAAUGGGGAGGGUGAUUGAGAGACCCAAAUCUGAGUACGAAUCUCUCAGAAAUGCUCGCAUGUUAGAGAACCAGGCUCGGUUGGAAUCUCUGGGAAUUUUGAAUAAAGUUUCACAGCUUCGACAACAAGCCUCUGCUGCUCAAACCAAGAAACCUCCUCGCCCCUAUCGCAAAAGGGUCUACGGUCUCACCCCUUUGCGCCGCUCCCAGCGAAUCAACGCCACAACUACUGCCGCCACCAGCCCAGCUGCUGCUAAAGCCGUUUUACAGCGACGCUCUCAGCGUUUGACGAGGAGUUCAAUCCCCACUUCGCUCCCUAAACAAGAGACGGUAACUUUACGUGAAGGGGGAGAAGAGGAGAAGCGGCCUGCCAAUGCACCUCUCGUUGAACUGAAGAAUGUAGAGCUUUACAUUUUAGCAGAGAAUUCUGCUCGGCGCUGCCAUAGCAAGGGCAGAGGUAGUGUCUACAAUGGUGUUCUGGGGAUAUGCUGCCAUUUCUGCAGGCAAAAGAAAUUGUGUGGUGAAGAAGACUGCAAAAGAUGUGGCAAAUGUGAUGUGGAUGAGCCCUGCCUAGGAAAGACUGAUUGUUCGGUCUGUCACUCCAGCACUGGUGUUUUCUGCAGAGCCUGUCUCAAGGUUCGGUAUGGUGAAGAAAUAGAGGAGGUAAGAGAGAACAAGGGAUGGAUGUGCCCACAUUGCAUUGAAGAGAAAGGAAUAAACCCCUACUGGAUAUGCAACAGUUCAGUAUGUCUGAGGAAACGGAAGAUGCCUCCAACUGGGCUAGCAAUAUACCAAGCUAGGGAAAUGGGAUACAAAUCAGUGGCACAUCUACUAAUGGAAGAGCUUAAACGUGGACAGAGGUGCAAAAGAUAAGGAUUCAUUCCAUAUAUCAUAUAUGAUCAAAGAUGUAAUCAGCAGUUACUUUCUAACUAGGUAGAAUUUACCCCAUUAAUAUUCAAGACCGAAUUUAGAUUUCUAGUGACACUCAUUUGCAUUUAUAUGAAGAACUCACUUUGGCUAUUUGUGUUGGAUACUUGGAUCUAUAUCACGUUGGCUAUUUGUAUGUAAUGAGUGUUGGGUAUUUGGAUCUAUAUCAUAAUGUCAAGCCUUUUAUGGGCAAUUUGUCACCUCAAUAACAAGAGUCUCUAGAAUGUGACACAUUUAUUGUAGGGAAAAUUUGAAGAAAUUGGUGAUAAUUAAAAUGAAAUUAAGAGACGUGUGUACGUGGAACUA
Molecule: messenger RNA, 1344 nt
Organism: Lotus japonicus
Lineage: Eukaryota; Viridiplantae; Streptophyta; Magnoliopsida; Fabales; Fabaceae
Exons: 8
Coding region: 115-984 (289 amino acids)
Biological process (GO): regulation of DNA-templated transcription
Cellular component (GO): nucleus
Source: RefSeq, a predicted model, not a curated record